AACAAUGAUGAAAAUGAAUUCUCUGUUGAGGAAAUGCAAGAGCCUUUCAAGGCAAUUGGGGAGGUCCUCUUCAUACAGCAGUUUGAGGUCCAAAUCCACAAGGGAAGAUCUAUGGGUUUGUGAUAGAACGAUGGAAGAACACGAAGAACGCGAAGAACACGAAGAACGCGAAGAACACGAAGGGUUUGAAAAGGUGAGUGGCAGUAAUGUAAUUAUCUAUGUUGGGAGUACAAGGAAGAGAUAUGCAAUAAGUUCAAAGUAUUUGAGCCAUCCUUUGCUUAAUGCUCUUAUUGAUAAAUCAAAGCCUCCUAAGGGUAAUAAUGAAGAUGAUGAUGAUGAGUGUAUUUCAGUGAGAUGUGAAGUUGUUCUGUUUGAUCAUCUCUUGUGGAUGUUGGAGAAUUCUGAUCCGAAUAUUUGUUUUGAUUCUAAUUUAGAGGAAUUGGCUGAGCUUUAUGUGUUUUAAAGUUCCGAAAAUUACUCGAACUCGAAUUGAAACUGGAACCGGCCCGAGAGAGAGAGAGAGCGGUUGUUUCUCUCUUGAGCUCGUUCGGUACGUAUUAGGGUUUCGUUUGGU
This is a messenger RNA of Cucurbita pepo subsp. pepo (vegetable marrow), 574 nucleotides long. RefSeq names its product auxin-responsive protein SAUR77. The record is from RefSeq and is a predicted model, not a curated record. Lineage: Eukaryota; Viridiplantae; Streptophyta; Magnoliopsida; Cucurbitales; Cucurbitaceae. Gene Ontology annotation, biological process: response to auxin.